Pyricularia grisea is the source of this 576-nucleotide messenger RNA. RefSeq lists its product as uncharacterized. The transcript has 4 exons. NCBI's taxonomy places the organism in Eukaryota, Fungi, Ascomycota, Sordariomycetes, Magnaporthales, Pyriculariaceae. The record is from RefSeq and is a predicted model, not a curated record. Bases 1 to 576 code for a protein of 191 amino acids.
AUGCCUGGUGUCUAUGUCGAGCAUUUCACCACAUGGUGCGGCGGCCACGGGGAUUACGACCGGAAGCAUGGUGGGCUACACGGCACUGGCUGUGUCUCGUUACUACGCAUUAUCGUACUGAGGGCAUCAAAUUGCCAAUGGCAACUUGAGGGUCGCCCCCUCCUCCACUCGAUGAGCAUUGGGCAUCAUUUGCCUACUUCUCCAAUUAUCACCCCGGCCCCAGGGCAGGAUAAACAACCGCGUGCAGAUCUCCCGGGAAGGGAAAGGCUGCGAGGUGUCAUUCCGUCGGGGCCGACGGCAACGGGCGUCUCAAUAACACGCGGCUUCUCUCUUCUGGCUGGUCGUACAGCUAACCUCUUUGGUUUCUCUGCUCAUAGUCUGUGUCACCUGGAGCGGGACCUGGUGCAACACUCCAUCUCUCAAAUGACGAUUCGACAUCGUGCUGCUGCCAUAACUCACACUAUUGUCAACGGUCUAUCCUUGGGGAACCGGGAUUCUGAUGUGGUCAAGGAAGAGGAAGAGGCAAAGAGGGGGCCAGACGACGAUAUCACCCUCAUCACUGCGUAUGAUCACUGA